ACGAUCGUUGACCUGAGCGAGCAAAGAGGUAUAGUUUAAAACCAGACAGAAACUCCGAUCUAUAGCCAGUUGCUCUCUGGGGCGCACUAGGAGAGAGAAACUCCGAGCAUAACUUGGUGUAAAGUGUCACUUUUGUGUUGAUCAUUUGGCGAAGACAGGACCUCCAACACAAUGAAGACUCUCACGCUGUUCUUGCUGAUCCUUCCAGUGGUGUUUGGACAUGGGGGCAUACCUGAGCCUGAUGUGACCGUGCGUCUUGCUGGCAGUAACCAUUACAACGAGGGGCGUGUGGAGGUCUACUACCAAGGCCAAUGGGGCACCGUCUGUGAUGAUGAAUGGGAUAUCAGCGAUGCUGACGUCGUCUGUAGGCAACUCGGAUUUGCGAGGGCAACACGUGCCGUCAGUGAAGCCGGGUUCGGGGAAGGUACGGGACAGAUUCUGCUGGACGAUGUGGCCUGUUCAGGACGUGAAUCUAGACUGGAACUCUGUGCAAACAGAGGCUGGGGAGUGGAAAACUGUGACCAUAGUGAGGAUGCAGGAGUGGUUUGCCAUGGUUCUAUCACGGUGCGGCUUGUUGGUGGUGAGAAUGACAACGAAGGACGCGUGGAGGUGUACUACCAAGGCCAAUGGGGCACCGUCUGUGAUGAUGAAUGGGAUAUCAGCGAUGCUAACGUCGUCUGCAGGCAGCUUGGGUUCGCGGGUGCCGCACGAGCCGUCAGUGAAGCUGAGUUCGGGGAAGGUACAGGACAGAUUCUGCUGGACGAUGUGGCCUGUACAGGAGAUGAAUCUAGACUGGAAGACUGUCCGAACAGUGGCUGGGGAGUGGAAAACUGUUUUCAUUAUGAAGACGCAGGAGUGGUUUGCCUCAGUUUUGCAGAUGUGAAUAACGUACGACUAGUUGGCCCGGACCCCAAUGUGGGGCGAGUCGAGGUGUACCACAACGGCGUCUGGGGGACCGUUUGCGAUGACGACUGGGACAUUGACGAUGCCAGUGUGGUGUGUAGACAGCUGGGCUUCACUAACGGGGCUGCAAGAGCUGCAAGCGAUGCUCAGUUUGGUGAAGGCGCCGGCCCGAUCUUCCUGGAUGAUGUUGCUUGUGCUGGCACAGAGAGCAGACUUGCACAUUGCCCAAAUCCAGGAUGGGAAGUUGAGAAUUGUGGCCAUAGUGAAGAUGCUGGUGUAGUCUGUCUGCCAGAUGAAGAGCCUGGUGUGACCGUGCGUCUUGCUGGCAGUAACCAUUACAACGAAGGGCGUGUGGAGGUUUACUACCAAGGUGAAUGGGGCACUGUCUGUGAUGAUGAAUGGGAUAUCAGCGAUGCUAACGUCGUCUGCAGGCAGCUCGGAUUUGCAGGUGCCACGCAAGCUGUCAGUGAAGCCAGGUUCGGGGAAGGUACAGGGCGGAUUCUGCUGGACGAUGUGGCCUGUACAGGACGUGAAUCUAGACUGGAAGUCUGUAUAAACAGAGGUUGGGGAGAGGAAAACUGUGACCAUAGUGAGGAUGCAGGAGUGGUUUGUCAUUCUGGUACGUACAUGUGAAAAGGGGCCUCUCCGUGUUGAAUGCAUUGUAUUUUCCGAUCUAACCUUCUUGGAGGCAAUCCUCCAAGUGCUUUUGCUCAUGUUCUGACCAACCGACCUUUUUACAUUCUGCUUAUUUUGAGCACACAAAGAUCUGUCCGUUACAAAGUUCGGAUAGUAUGACCCCCUGACUUCGUAUAUAAGUACACAGAAAUUUACUACACUCUAUGAAAUGAACAGUUUGCCCUGGUAAAAAAAAAUAAGCAGUAAUAACAUUUAUUAUCAAACAAUCUGGGCCCAACGUACUCAACAUGCAAUAUUAAGGGAAUAAAUAUGUACUUGACGUGUCUUAAACGUGCGUUUAAGAUCGACUUAGGAGAAUAGAUGCAACUAAUACCCGAUCUGAAGGCGAUCCCACUUCGAAUAUCUUGAUAAUUUCUUCAUAUAUUUCUUCAAUAUUUCUUCACAUUUGAAUUAAAAACUUUCAUUUAGGACAGCUCCGGUGUAUUCUGCUAUUAGGAAUGAAAAGUUAUUGAUGUCAUAAUAUGAUGUAGCCUUCUGGUUUUGUUUUAUUUAUUGAUUGUUGCCCUGCAUUAUUUAUUGAUUGUUUAGGGAUCUUAUUUACCGUAAACAAGAUUUCAACAAGUUCUGUUUUAAAGUUCUGACAUUUAAAUUUUGAGGUGCAUGAGUUUUGUUCUUACGCUAACGACGGUUACUAACUAUGGCUUGCUACAAGUUGUUUCACUUUCAAGCUGUAAUUAACAAUGGAGGACAAUAAGGUGUAUAUGUAACGGAAAACACCGCUAACCGAAAAUAACCAUGAUUUUGUCAUUGUCUAAUUUCAGAAAUUAAUUCAAGGGCCUUAUUUUCCAGACUGGAUAAUUAUAAAAGUCGCCAUUUGUCUAAAAACCAUCGUUAAGGGGAGCCAGUGAGUAUUGGCCAACAAUGUUUUUUUUUCUUCUUGUUGAAAUCAUUGUUUUGCUUGACGAAUUCCUCAGAUUGGAUCUUCUUAGGUUUAUAUAAUUGUUUUCGAAUUGGUUUUCCAUUUGGGUUAUAGUCUGUGUUUUAAUGAUGGCUAUUUUAGUUUCGAAAUAAAGUAGCUGAGGCAAUUUGAAAUUUA
Molecule: messenger RNA, 2635 nt
Organism: Acanthaster planci (crown-of-thorns starfish)
Lineage: Eukaryota; Metazoa; Echinodermata; Asteroidea; Valvatida; Acanthasteridae
Product: scavenger receptor cysteine-rich domain-containing group B protein-like
Cellular component (GO): membrane
Source: RefSeq, a predicted model, not a curated record